Ostrinia nubilalis (European corn borer) is the source of this 4791-nucleotide messenger RNA. It is a transcript of the gene Kua, whose product is annotated as plasmanylethanolamine desaturase 1. The transcript has 4 exons. Bases 153 to 1097 code for a protein of 314 amino acids. The record is from RefSeq and is a predicted model, not a curated record. Gene Ontology annotation, molecular function: oxidoreductase activity. NCBI's taxonomy places the organism in Eukaryota, Metazoa, Arthropoda, Insecta, Lepidoptera, Crambidae.
CUCUUUCAUUCAUUGUUUGGUCAGUGUUUGCGAACCGUGUUUUACGAGUUAAUCUUUUGAUUGAUUGAUAUGUAAUUUCUACCAAAAAUCAUCGUCAAUAAGAUAAGAACAGAUAAGCCAUUUGAAGUGUUGUUAAAGGUUAUUAUUGAAUAAUGGCUUUACCUUUGCCUAUUCCCCCUUGUUCUAAAAGGGAUGGCCUUACUGGACUUGGUUGUGAACGUUUUGAAUACGCCAGCACCAUGGCAACAACAUUACUUGCGCCAGUAAAAACGGAAAGACAAAUUCUUGAGCAUUCCAUGUCAGAGGAUGAUCCUAAUGCGAAUACUCAAUCAUCAAGUGAAGUAGGCACUCAGCCACGCUGGGGUCCACGGCACCGUGGCGCACAAGAAUUGGCCGAACUUUAUAGUCCAGGCAAAAGGCUCCAGGAAUGGGUGUGUGUGGUGGUUUGUUGCACAUUAUGUAUUUGUGCUGGAAUCCUCAUGGCCAGACACAUAUGUGCCGAUGUGUCGCUAUUAUUUGCAGCAGUUGCCGGUGUUUUAACAGCAGAUUUUGCUUCAGGCGUGGUACACUGGGCUGCAGACACUUGGGGCACUGUUGACUUACCUCUCAUAGGCAAAAAUUUCCUUCGGCCGUUUCGUGAACACCAUAUUGAUCCUACUUCAAUUACUCGUCACGACUUCAUAGAAACAAAUGGCGACAACUUUGCUAUUACCAUACCCGUGCUGGCUCGAAUUGUAUGGCAACUAACAACUUAUGAUGACAUAAACAUCAACAAGCAAUUUCACUGGAUAGCCUAUUGGUACUUAUGCUGUAUAUUUGUAGCAAUGACCAACCAGAUCCACAAAUGGUCUCACACGUAUUUUGGGUUACCAACUUGGGUAGUGUGUCUGCAAGAAUGGCACGUGGUGCUGCCUCGCCGCCACCACCGGAUACACCACGUAGCGCCGCACGAGACUUACUUCUGCAUCACCACUGGCUGGUUAAACUGGCCACUGGAGAAACUCCACUUUUGGUCUACAUUAGAGUUCAUAAUUGAGGCCCUAACGGGAUGUAAACCCCGUGCUGAUGACAUGAAGUGGGCGCAGAAACGAUCCUAGAACAUAAUCUGCCUUACUAUUCGUUCGACCACGGCUAUCAGGAGCAUCUUAGCUUAUACCUAGAUAGUGGCGGGCUUUAUAAACGGAUGACAAUUGGCCCUUUUAUGAUGCAUGACGAACGCCACGCAGACAAGACGUGAUAAAACUAAAGCAGUGGCCUGCUUAUCGCUCCUGCCCGCCGGUAAGUUAAGAGUCGUGGUCGAAUAAAACCAUAGUAUUUUGACUUUGGUACAAAAUAACCUUUAAAAAAGGUACAAAAUGGUUGAUACCAGCUGUCAAUUUUAGCAUUUGUGAAUUUUAUAUUGCUAUUGCUUAUUUACGAAUUAUUGCUAAGCAAUAUAAUAUUUUAUUACUUAGGUAUUUCUUGAAACAUAUUAUUGCAUUCUUGUCACAAUUCUAAUUUACAAUAAGCUGCAAAGUUUUCUUGUAAGUAAGUACAGUUAGCUUCAAUUAUCAAUACUUAUCAUUAUUACUCAUUGAUAAUGAACUUUAGCAACGCUGAGAUAUGUCAUGCAUUUAUUAAGACAGCUCUGUUUUACUAAUACUAAUUUAAUAAGCUAUACAGGGUGUGGUUUUGUAAAACAACGCCCAUCUUAGGGGUUACCCCUAUCAGCAACUAAAAUUCAUUAUCAAUGAGGUAGUACACAUGAAAGUAAGUAGAAGAAAAAUAUAAAUAAAUAUUUAACUAUUACUUUAUCAGUAAACCUUGUUCAAACGUAUAAAACUUUCGAGACGGCGCACUAUGGAGCGAAAUUGAGAUUUAUGGACAUAGCGAUUUUUUUCACAAUUUCUAUUUGAAAAAAAAUACCUAUCGAUAGGUUACGUUAUUCUGAUGAAUAAAUGCUGCACAAGUUUUUCUCUAAAACCAAUAGUUUGACUGGAAAAAAAUAUUUUCCAUUUUCGUUGUAUGGAAUGAAACAUAAAGUGGUCGAUUUCGACUAAGCCUUGACAGAUCUUGCUUUGAAACUACUUGAGCCUUGUUCUAUGGCUUGUUGACUGUAAUCUUACGCUAUCAGCGCGCAUCCAAAGUUGCCCGUUCACAAGUUAUGAGGUUCUGAAAAAUUAAAAAAAAGUAAGUAAAAGUGACUUUUUUUUGGAAUAUCUUUAAAGAUUUAACAAAAAUAUAAAGAUUUUAUACGUUAAUAAUGUAAAUUAACCUUAAAUUACUGCUAAAAACACAUUUUAAUAAACUUAAAAGGAAUUAAAUCAGCGAUUUUUUUUUUACAAUUUCUGUUUAAAAAAAAUACCUGUCGAUAGGGUAUGUUAUUCUGAUGAAUAAAUAUUAUGAACGUUUUUCUCUAAAACCAAUAGUUUGGCUGGAAAAAAAUAUUUUCCAUUUUCGUUGUAUGGAAUGAAACAUAAAGUGGUCGAUUUCGACUAAGCCUUGACAGAUUUUGCUUUGAAACUACUUGAGCCUUGUUUUAUGGCUUGUUGACUAUAAUCCUAGACUAACAGCGCGCGCACAAAGUUGCCCGUUCAGAAGUUAUGAGGUUCCGAAAAAUGAAAAGUAAAGUAAGUAAAAUUGACUUUUCUUUAGAUAAGACGACAAGAGAAAGGUUAAUUACAUUACUAAAGUAAAUAAUUUUCAUGUUUUAGUUGAAUCUUUAAAGAUUUAUACCCAAAAAAAGAUACUUUUACUUACUUAAAUUUUCAUUUUUUGGAACCUCAUAACUUCUGAACGGGCAACUUUGGGCGCGCGCUGUUUUUGCAGGAUUAUAGUCAACAAGCCAUAGAACAAGGCUCAAGUAGUUUCAAAGCAAAAUCUGUUAAGGCUUAGUCGAAAUCGACCACUUUAUGUUUCAUUCCAUACAACGAAAAUGGAAAAUAUUUUUUUCCAGCCAAACUAUUGGUUUUAGAGAAAAACGUUCAUAAUAUUUAUUCAUCAGAAUAACAUACCCUAUCGAUAGGUAUUUUUUUUAAACAGAAAUUGUGAAAAAAAAAUCGCUGAUUUAAUUCCUUUUAAGUUUAUUAAAAUGUGUUUUUAGCAGUAAUUUAAGGUUAAUUUACAUUAUUAACGUAUAAAAUCUUUAUAUUUUUGUUAAAUCUUUAAAGAUAUUCCAAAAAAAAGUCACUUUUACUUACUUUUUUUUAAUUUUUCAGAACCUCAUAACUUGUGAACGGGCAACUUUGGAUACGCGCUGAUAGCGUAGGAUUACAGUCAACAAGCCAUAGAACAAGGCUCAAGUAGUUUCAAAGCAAGAUCUGUCAAGGCUUAGUCGAAAUCGACCACUUUAUGUUUCAUUCCAUACAACGAAAAUGGAAAAUAUUUUUUUCCAGUCAAACUAUUGGUUUUAGAGAAAAACUUGUGCAGCAUUUAUUCAUCAGAAUAACGUAACCUAUCGAUAGGUAUUUUUUUCAAAUAGAAAUUGUGAAAAAAAUCGCUAUGUCCAUAAAUCGCAAUUUCGCUCCAUAGUGCGGCGCUUGUUGCCGACCGCACCACGCCGCGUAUGCUUCACCACCGAGCACAUUUGGGGUUAACCGAUAGCUCCCCGCGCAAUAAUACCAUAUAGUAUAGAUGGACGCUUAUUACAUGACAUGUUUUAUACUCCUUUAUUUAGUGACUAUGGAGCUGACUGUACUUACAAAUAAAUAAAAUUAAUGGUCACUAUUAGAAAUAGGUAGAAUCUAAGUUACUACCUACAUGGAUUUUAUACAGUUAAUAUGUAAGUAAGUGAAUAUUAUUGUGUAAUUAAUAUACCCGUUAUAACACGUUAUUUUCAUAUUAUCUACAGGUGCAUAUUACAAUAAUAAUGAUAAUAUUAUAUUUCUUAGGGUUUACACAAAUUACUGUACCUUUUAUAGAUCUUUAGAACGAAAUAUAGGCCAGAAUUAAACACAAAAAUUGAUCAAAUCGGAAAUAAUUCCAACAAAAGAUUUUAUUGCUUUAAUGGCUUCAUUGGUUGCCCGCUAAGACUUUCCUAGGUUUUCGACUUCGACGGAGUUGUGCUUAGUGGUGGGGGCCCCGAAAGGAGCGUUUUUUGGGUUUUCCGGUUAUACAUAUAUACCGCGUAAAGGACUUACCCUAUCGAAAACUAGUCUUCAUGACGAUUGAAGGGCACUUAAAUCCUGCAGGAUUUGAUGAAAUUCAUGUCUCGGACAAACCGUUCUCGUGCUUAUCUUCGACAAAGUAGAAAAUGUAAGUAUAAUUAAUGACCCUCUCCACGUCCAAUGGCUCGUUACCCGCAGGCUUCCAAGUCUUGAAAGGGGCCGCUUCAACCAGUGUAACCCUAUCAAGGCUUACGAGCUGGAUGCGGCUGGGCCGAACAAGGAUAGGCUCCUUGUUCGGCCCAGCCGUUCCUUAACUACGGUUGCUGCACCUCUUACUUGCACUCUCCUGUACGACUAUGUGUUAUCUACUAUGGCUGCCUCUUCCUUGUACCCUCCUUUAAGACUGCAUUGCUUAGCCGUAUACCUGGUCCAAGGUUCGACGCCGCAAAAUCAACUUCGUACGCGUGAAAAUACCCCCCCACCACUUAAGCACAACUCCGUCGAAGUCGAAAACCUAGGAGAGUCAUAAUGGGCAACCAAUAAAGCCAUUAAAGCAAUAAAAUCUUUUGUAGGAAUUAUUUCCGAUUUAAAAUCUAAUUCUACUGGCCUAAUAAUAGCGAGUCUUACAUCUGAUGUCUAGUAAGUCCUACAGCAGGUAUUUGGAUAAUUUAGUUUGAAGUUACAAUUAAUUGUAAAACAGAUGAAA